AUGUUUCGGAAAAAAGCAUCUUCCUCCUUGAGAAUGAGAAGAAUAACAGAAAGCGCUAGAUGGAGUAUUGACCGUGGGCGGAGCUUGUCUUUCCAUGAGGUGCGUGGUCAACGUGAGGCAGAGAUGAGGGCCGCAGUUGAGGAGUCGUCCAACAGCAGCAACAGUGUAGGAGGUGGCGGCAGCACUGUCCUGCAGCGCCUCCUGCAGGAGCAAAUGAAUCGGAAUUAUGUGCUGCAACAGCAGCAGCAACAACAACAACAACAACAACAAGGAGGAGGAGUAGCAGGAGGGGGAGGUGGAGGAGGUUACUCAGGACAGGGACAGGUAGGCCCUUCUGAUGAUCACUCCAUGACCCCCCACAAUGCCCGUCAGGAGCCCCAGGGACAGGAGUUGCAAACUGACAAUGGCCUGGAGAAGCUGGGCUCCAACAGAGUAGGAGGAGGGGGUGGGAGCAGUGGAGGUGGAGGAGGUUUAGUGUCUGGAGGAGGAGCAGGAGGCAGCAGUGGAGUAGGUGGGAGUGGCCAAGGGCAGUGCCUGAACCCAGAGGACCUCCCUACAUACGAAGAGGCCAAAGUGCAGUCCCAAUACUUCCGUGGCCAUGGUCCUCCUCCUCAGCCUCAGCAGCAGAACAACCAGCCCCAGCAGCCUUCUCUCCCUGCCUCGGUUGGUGCCGCCUUCUACGUCACUGGGGUGACCAGUGCCAAGGUGCGCACUGAGGGCCGCCCAACGGUGCAGCGAGUGAGCGGUGCAGGGAAGGUGCACCAGGAUGAUGGUUUGAAGGAUCUGAAGCAGGGACAUGUUCGGUCUCUCAGCGAACGACUUAUGCAGCUUUCACUGGCCACCAGUGGCGUGAAGGCACAUGCUCCGGUCACCAGUGCCCCGCUGUCCCCCUUGCUGCCUCCGCCAGGGCCUCCGGGAGACUACUACAAACCGCAGCAUCGUGGCCCACCUCCAGACUACCCCUUCAAAGGAAUGGGCUCACCUACAAAGCAGCAGGAGCCUGGAAGCCAUUUUUACCAGGAGCAGAGAGUGAGGGAGCAUUCGAGGGAGGUGCCCCACGUCCGAUACCAGCCACCACCUGAAUAUGGCUCCUUCAGGUCCAGUAAGGAGGGUUCAGUUCACUCCCAGAGGCCUCUUCACCAGCACAGUCCCACAUCCUCCGUCACCUCUGUGGGCUCCUUGUCCCGCACCCAGUCUUCCAUUCUCAGCAGCAUGCUGAGCGCCUCCCAUUCCUCCCAUCCCUCCUUCCCUCACCAGCACCCCCAGAGCCAGGGAGAGCCCUACCCCAGCAUGGGGUCCCGCAGUCCUCAGGGUCCCGGGUCCCACCAAGCAGGCGAGCCCUUCACUCCAGGGCCCAUUCACCAGCCAAGAGGUCACGGUUUCCCUCAUGACCCCUAUGGCUCCACCCCAAGGAUGCACCAUUAUCAGCAGCAGCACCAUCAGCAGUAUCAACAGCAGCAACAACAACAUCAGCAACAGCAGCAGCAGCAGCAGCAGCAGCAGCAGCAACAGCAGUUCCAAGGACCUCCACAUCCCCAGCCCCAGCCGCCAGUCCAGGCUGGACAUUUCCCCCACCCACACUCCUUCUCCCACAUGCAAGGGGAACCCUUUGCUAUGAUGGCACGUGCCCACCAGAUGGUGGACAUGCUGACCGAGGAGAACAGGAUGAUGAGGCAGGAGAUGGAGACCUGCCGCGAGAAAGUCACCAAGUUGCACAAGUUGGAAACAGAGAUCCAGCUGGUGUCAGAGGCCUAUGAAAACCUUGCCAAGUCCUCCUCCAAGAGGGAAGCCCUGGAGAAAACCAUGAGAAACAAGCUGGAGCUCGAGGUGCGCCGGCUGCACGACUUCAACAGGGACCUUCGAGAUCGAAAAAACGUCAAGAAAUGUGUUGAAGAGGAGGGAUAACCAAUUUUAUUUAUCAGCGUCUAUAUGUUGCUGCAGUAGUACAUGUGCUGAUUCUGCUGUGUUUGUGGGACUGACUGAUUGACAGAAAGAGCUCUAUUAGCUGCAACUACAGAGCAAACAAAUCUGUGUGUUGAGAAAAGGUGCACCCACAAUGCACAAUCAGGUUUAAAGUUACAGUAGGUAACUGAAAAUAAUAAAAGUAAAAAUGAUUUUUGGUUACCAAUUGGUUGAUUCGUUCGGCCCAGUGGAUUCUUGCAAAUUCCAUUAGGAGUACUAGGAGGAGCCAGAGGAAAUAGAUUGUUGUACAAAUUAUCUGUUUUAUGUACUACUGUCAGGAUAUAGUGAAAGUUUCAGCAAAUAUGACAUACUGCAGCUUUAAAGAUGAUGUAGGCGAGUGUGAAUACCCCCGUAUUCACACUGAGAAAAUGAAUCAGAAUGAAUGGAUGCUGAAAUAAUUGUUCUGACAAUUUGAAAAAAUACGCUUGGCCAUUUUCUACAACUCUUGCCAACACACACACACACACAUUGGAGAGAGGAAAGCUCCGUUCAUGGCUUGCAGCCCAGGCUCAGGUCCGUUGGGAGCCUCUUACAACAAGUCACCACAGAGCAUCUUUUUCUUUCCUGCCAUCUCUCCUUCCUGCUUCCCUUCUGUUUGUUCCUUCAUAGCUUUGGCAGACUUGUGCACGUGUAAUGGAUACUUUGCUCCACUUUUCUGGGUCAAAGGUCAACAUGCACUCACUGUAGCUAUUGUUUUGGAGAUCUUGAAAGAAAGUAAAGAGUUUGUGCACUGAUGACGGCAUUUCAGUUGGUGUAUGUUAGUGCUGUCAAAAUUGGCCAAGUAAGUUAUUUGAUCUAAAAAAAAAUAACCCCAAAGGUUUGACCUAUUUGAUUUUUUUUUUUAAACCAAUACAUAAUAUAACUAUGCCGCAAAAGAUGUGACCCUCUGACGUGCUGAGGUCAGUGUAUCAUUUCCUGAUGAGUGCUUCCGUGGUUCCUGGUAGCUUAUGUUUGCUGUACUAGCUCAACCCAGUUAAAUUUGUUGUAUUUCUUAUUACAUCAGAUAAUCGUAUGAAAUGAACACCACUUUCAUGAUUUUCGAUGCAUAAAGGGGAUCACCAGAAGCAAAAAGCUAACUUUUAGCUUGAUCAUUAAUCAUCAAGUGUUCUUGUGCUGGUGUUUAAUGACACCGACAACCUCUGUAAUUUCACUUAGCCACUUUUUAGUAUGUGAAAGCUUUUUCAGAACAAAACCCGAAAAAUGUCUUAAGCUUGUGUUAACCACAGACCUUAUUUAACCAACCAAAACCCACUGAAAACAAAACACUGAUUUCAAGGCGUGGGAACCACUGCCUCUC
This is a messenger RNA of Morone saxatilis (striped sea-bass), 3259 nucleotides long. RefSeq names its product angiomotin (gene amot). Gene Ontology annotation, molecular function: signaling receptor activity. The record is from RefSeq and is a predicted model, not a curated record. NCBI's taxonomy places the organism in Eukaryota, Metazoa, Chordata, Actinopteri, Moronidae. Gene Ontology annotation, biological process: regulation of cell migration; hippo signaling; angiogenesis. Gene Ontology annotation, cellular component: lamellipodium; cytoplasmic vesicle; plasma membrane.